Molecule: messenger RNA, 2168 nt
Organism: Anolis carolinensis (green anole)
Lineage: Eukaryota; Metazoa; Chordata; Lepidosauria; Squamata; Anolidae
Gene: fam204a
Product: family with sequence similarity 204 member A
Exons: 8
Coding region: 143-877 (244 amino acids)
Source: RefSeq, a predicted model, not a curated record
UCUAGAGCCGAAAAGAAAGCCGGUUGCUAUGGAGGCCGUCGGGACUAGCGAUUUGACGCCAUUGAUUGGCUGAAGGGCGGAGCUAACGCCGGCGGUGGGAGAAAGUUCAAGAUGGCGGUGAUGUAAACAAUCAGCGGCGGAGAUGUGGAGUGGUUUGUUACCUCCUGGUGUGAAUGAAAGUGAUGUUGACAUAAGUUCUGAUGAGGAGGAAACAUUGGAUGAUCCUGAGACUAUCAUAAAGGAUGAAAGAGAACAAAAAGAUUUUGAACGAUAUCAGAUUUUUGAGACUCGGGAACCUGAAAGCAUCACGCAAAACAAACCUGCUUCUGCAGCAUUGGCAGAUGAAGAACAGGAAUCCCAAGCAUGUCCGUCUGGGGUUUCUUUAGAUAUGUGGAAUAAAUUUCAGAGCCUGCAAAAGAAAAACUUUGAAAUGAAAAUCCAAGUAAAAAAUCAGAGAGACAAGGGACAAAAGAGAAAGCGUUCCAGAAAAGAAAAAUUGAAAAAGGACAGUGAAGAAAUAACUGAAAGCCAGCAAUCCAUAAAGGAAACAAAGUUGAAGGAGCUCACUCAAUAUUUUGGAAUCAAUGACCGGUUUAAGCCACUUGCAAGCAGGGAAGCCCCUCCCAAGUCUGGCCUUGAAAUCAGCAUAGAUAAAUCUUUGGCUGAAGGAAACAUUGAACAAGCAGAGGAAUUAAGUGAUAGAUUAGCUACACGAGAGCUCGGUGUGGAAAUUGCCAAAGCAGUUGCUUGCCGGAAUUUUGUGAAAGCAAAGGAAGAAGCAGAGGCUUCUCAAGAAGCCAGAAAGAAAAGGAAGCUUGCUUGGGGGUUUGAAGCCAAGAAAAGAUGGGAAACAAAAAGCAACAUGGGAUACAUGUAGCUCAUCGUGCCUUGGAAAGGGGUGGUGGUUUACAGCUGAGGAGGAAAGUUUAUUAAUACUGAAAAUGUAUAAAUUAUAUAUUGGUUGGUGUUUAUAUGUAUUAUUUGUUCAGUUGGAUGAACCAAUGUGGUGAGAAAUCCCUAAUAUGCGUGCCUGCGUGUGUGUGUAACUCAGAUAUUUUACAUUUGGCCCUUGACAUUUCUUCAAUGUAUUCCCUUUGUAAUGCCUGAGGAUUUAAAUGUGCUUGUUUUUCAUAAAACUAUUAAGAAUAUAAUUGGGAAGGAGAUUCUUUUAUAUCAGUGUGUUGUUAUUUAUCACUAUCAAAAUCAGUUUCCCCCUAAAAACCAAACACAGUAUUUGCAGUGUUUCUAUUGUUAAUAAGACCAGGCAAUGGUAGUAUUUCCUCAAACAAAAAAACACAAGUAAAUUAGACUUAUUUUCCCCUGCAGCUUCUACAAAUGUCUGUUACCUGGGUGAGAGACGAGUAAAAUUCACUUACUGUUAAGCAAGAUGAAAUAUUUGAGGCCCAAAGAAUGAUUUUAACCUAAUGGUGAUUUAUUAUAUUUGAGUCCUAUGAACUUUUUAUUUUGCCAAGUACUAGUAAUUUCAGAGUUUAUGACAAGUCUUACGUCUUCCAUCUUGAUUUCAGAUGGUUCGUUCUUGUUUUGUAGCCCGAAGGAUGUUUGAUUCUGCUCCCCCCAUGUAAUGCUAUAUUUCACAAAGAUGAGAGUUUGCAAUACAGCAAUCUAAAGUCAACUGUAAUUAGUUAUAUUGACAGCUAAAUAUACAGCAAUGUCUUUAAAUCACCGGCCAAACAGGUUUCUACUGCACAGCACUAUAAAUCUGCAAAUCCUUCUCCUAUACACAGGAGCUGUUCAGAGAGAGGUUUUUUUUUCUGUAGCAAAAAGGGAAACAAGUAUUGUCUAGCCUCAUAAUGUUGAAUAUCUGUGUGCAAUAUUAUUAACAUCAUAAACAAAACAGACAUAUUAAUUUCCUUUCUUAUAGUAAUAGUCUAUUAUCCAAGUAGUUCUUUCAAGUUUUCAUAGCCUUUACUAAGAAUAGCAAAGUGAAAAGAUAUAUUCAACACCCUUAGUUGUCAGCAAAAAAGCUCUUUCAACGUCUCAAUAUGAUCCAAUUCUUCCCCCAGUUGAUCGUCCAACAUUAAGCCUUGCAACGGUGUUGUGCACCUUAUAUGUAUGUUCAAAAGACUCUGGAGAUUAUCACACAAGUUUGUAAGUCACGGAGGCCCGCUAGAGAUGAAUAAAAACUACUCUUGUGCUUUUGUAUGGAA